UUUCCCUUCCUGCUGCCUUUGUUCUACCGCGCACUCUGUGAGCCGAUCCGCUACUCGAUUCCUGAGGAGUUGGCCAAAGGCUCGGUGGUGGGGAAUCUCGCCAAAGAUCUAGAGCUCAGUGUCUUGGAUGUGUCCUCUAGGAAGCUGCGAGUUAGCGCGGAGAAGCUGCUUUUCAGUAUAGACAGGGAGAGCGGGGACUUGCUGGUGAAGGACCGAAUAGACCGCGAGCAGAUUUGCGGGGAGAGAAGAAGAUGUGAGUUGCAGUUGGAAGCCGUGGUGGAAAAUCCCUUAAACAUUUUCCAUAUCAUUGUGGUUGUUGAGGAUAUUAAUGACCAUGCCCCUCAAUUCCAUAAAGAUGAAAUAAACUUAGAAAUCAGUGAAUCUGUCAGCCCAGGAACGGGAACAAUUCUUGACUCUGCAAAAGAUCCUGACAUUAAUAUGAAUUCACUGAGCAAAUACCAACUAAGUCCUAAUGAAUAUUUCUCAUUGGUGGUGAAAGACAAUCCCGAUGGUGGCAAAUAUCCAGAAUUAAUAUUGAAGAAGACCCUGGACCGAGAAAUGCAGAGCUCUCACCACUUGGUACUAACAGCCUUGGAUGGUGGGGAUCCGCCCCAGAGCGGCACUGCUCAGAUCCGAAUCCUGGUGGUGGAUGCCAAUGAUAACCCCCCUGUGUUCAGCCAAAGUGUGUACAGGGUCAGCAUUCCGGAAGAUGUGCCCCCAGGCACCUCUGUGCUGAAGGUGAGCGCCACUGACCAAGACGAAGGCUUCAACGCAGAGGUCACCUACUCCUUCCUUGGUGUGACUGAUAAAGCCCAGCACGUGUUCUCUCUGGAUUCUGCAACAGGAAACAUUGUAACUCACCAGCCCUUGGAUUUUGAAGAAGUAGAAAGAUACGUAAUGGAUGUAGAAGCAAAGGACCGAGGAUCUCUCUCUACACGGUGCAAAGUAAUUAUAGAAGUUUUAGAUGAAAACGACAACAGCCCGGAAAUAAUCAUCACGUCUCUCUCUGAUCACAUUUUGGAGGAUUCCCGUCCAGGAAUGGUUGUGGCCCUCUUCAAAACAAGGGACUGGGAUUCCGGUGAAAAUGGAAAAGUCACGUGUAAUUUAAGUAGAAACGUUCCAUUCAAGAUUCAUUCUUCUUCUAAUAAUUACUACAAGCUGGUAACAGAUGGGGACCUGGACCGAGAACUGACCCCGGAGUACAAUGUCACCAUCACAGCCACCGACAGGGGCAAGCCGCCCCUCUCCUCCAGCACCACCAUCACCCUGCACGUCACCGACGUCAACGACAACGCCCCGGUUUUCCAGCAGUCAGCCUACCUGGUCCACGUGCCAGAAAACAACCCGCCCGGGGCCUCCAUCGCGCAGGUCAGCGCCUCCGACCCCGACCUGGGACCCAACGGCCAGGUGUCCUACUCCAUCGUGGCCAGCGACCUGGAGCCACGGGCGCUGUCGUCCUACGUGUCCGUGAGCGCGCACAGCGGGGUGGUGUUCGCGCAGCGCGCCUUCGACCACGAGCAGCUGCGCGCCUUUGAGCUGACGCUGCAGCGGCUGCUGGUCGCCGUGCGUGAUGGGGGACGCCCGCCCUUAUCUGCCACCGCCACGCUGCUCCUGGUCUUUGCUGACAGCCUGCAAGAAGCGCUGCCAGACCUCAACGACCACCCCACGCCCUCUGACCCCCAGGCUGAGCUGCAGUUUUAUCUGGUGGUGGCCUUGGCCUUGAUCUCCGUGCUUUUCCUCCUCGCGCUAAACAAGAUACUCUCAACAAAGAAAGCUCGUUAG
Myotis brandtii (Brandt's bat) is the source of this 1782-nucleotide messenger RNA. Its product is annotated as protocadherin gamma-B7. The annotation marks the transcript as partial. The record is from RefSeq and is a predicted model, not a curated record. Lineage: Eukaryota; Metazoa; Chordata; Mammalia; Chiroptera; Vespertilionidae. Gene Ontology annotation, cellular component: plasma membrane. Gene Ontology annotation, biological process: homophilic cell-cell adhesion. Gene Ontology annotation, molecular function: calcium ion binding. The transcript is spliced from 3 exons.